AUGGAUUCGAAGAAUGUGCCGGUCAAAGACAUCUUUUUUAUGGAUUCACUUAGUGGUGACGCAAGGAGAGGAGGCUACGACGACAGGUUGCUUACGACCAUACUCAAUUCAAUUGAGAAGCACAGUAAUAUUGACACGAAUAGGGCCCUCUUUAUGGAGGAUAUCAAAUACUGUCUCCUCGUGAUGGGCAUUCCAAAUGUCGGUAAAUCUACGGUGAUCAAUCGUUUACGGAACGUAUAUCUAAGAAAAGCAGGGCGAGCAACAGUGACUGGACCUAAAGCGGGCGUUACCAAGGCCGUUUUGGAGAAGAUUAAGAUUUGCGACAACCCCCGUCCCAUUUACCUCUUUGACACGCCGGGCAUUUUGGAGCCAUCCUUUCACCGCCUGAACAGUGAUGCCGACCGUGAGGCACUGAUGAAGUGUGCCCUCUGUGGUAACAUUGCCGAUAACGUAGUCGGUCCCGAGCUGAUUGCCGAUUACCUUUUAUUCUGGCUGAACAAACACAACAACCACCUGUACGUGGACUUUUUUGGCAUGCCAGGCCCGUCAAAUGAAAUCGCCGAAGUGCUCACCUACGGUGCCAUUCGUUUUGAUGCACUAAAACAGACUCGAUCCUUUGAGACCGGCGAAAAGACAGUGAUACCGAACAUGCAUGAAAUGGCCGAAAAGUUCAUUCGUGCAUUCCGUAAAGGCGAGUUUGGUGCGUGCUUUCUGGAUCGAGAACACCUGGAGUCGAGGUGGUGA
This is a messenger RNA of Rhagoletis zephyria (snowberry fruit fly), 744 nucleotides long. NCBI's taxonomy places the organism in Eukaryota, Metazoa, Arthropoda, Insecta, Diptera, Tephritidae. The record is from RefSeq and is a predicted model, not a curated record.